This is a messenger RNA of Zea mays, 2386 nucleotides long. RefSeq lists its product as uncharacterized. The record is from RefSeq and is a predicted model, not a curated record. Lineage: Eukaryota; Viridiplantae; Streptophyta; Magnoliopsida; Poales; Poaceae. The transcript is spliced from 3 exons. The coding region runs from base 1438 to 2187 and encodes 249 amino acids.
AAUUGCCAAUUUUCUCGUUUCAUUCCUCCUCGGGUGGCCCGUCAUCGCGUUCACCCUAGUUCUUUCUUUCCUGGCAGCGACAACUGCGCAGCGGCGCCGCCACCGGACGUCAGAUCUCCGUUGGGUGUUUGAUGGCGAUGAGCACCUGUCAGGUGCUGUGGUUCAGAUCUUAUGCAUAUCACUUUUGAAGAAAAAAAUAGAAAUGCUAAAUGCCUUAUUCACAGCGGUGGGAAUUUGGAAAGUGUAUUUGUGCUGCUUCACUGCACUUGAUUUGGCCAAGAAACAAAUUUCCUGGAUUCAAUGAAAUUCAUUAACCACUUUGAUUGGCAGUAUUCUUUGGUUCUAAUAUUAUGCUAACUCCAUGGCUCAGUUAAGGUUCCAACUAAACUAGCACAAACGCUUUAAGAAUUUUUGGUUUACUAUAUUUUUUGUUAGUACUGAAGCUGUACUUAGGAGAUGGUAUAUCAUGUUCAACCAAUUCCAAGCAUGAAUGAGUAUUAAUAUACUGUGGUAUCAAGAAACCACAGUUUUUUUUUUUGAGAACGCGCAGGAGAACUGCGUAUCUUAUAUAUUAAAGAGGAAAGGAAACAUUACAAAAGAGGAGAUGUUGCAGAGCAAAUCUCCCAAAGACCAUAAAGUUUUAGAACCCAUAAAUGUGCAAAGUCAUGGUUUAGUAAAAAGAGGUCUAGGGUUUUAAAAACUUUAAAUGACUACAGUUUUAGCAGUACUAUGGUUUUUUAAAACCAUAAAGUUUGUUGCAUCCAAACAAUUCAUGGUCCUCCAAAACACCAAUAUAUUUCACAAAACCAUGGUGUUUCUCUAAAACUUUAAAAAUACUUCACAUCCAAACAGGGUCUUAGCUUUUGGAAUCCAAGUGAGGGUCAUUACUUGAAGAGUUUCCAGCACCGAUGAAAUGUUCCAUGGCUGAAUUAUGUAUUAAAAAUAUCUCACUAGCUGUUCCUAUUGAUUUAUGUAAUUAUGUUAUUUGUUGGGAUUAAUUGACAGAACUCACUGGAACAUCUCUAACUUAGUUCUUGGUAAUUUUAGUGGAAUUCUUAGUAUUAAAGGAAUUUUAGUUUACAUCAGGAAUCAGCACGUAAGAAAUUAUUUUCAUGUCUAUGGUUACCUCUGGUAAAGAAAUACUGAGUUGACAGUAAGACCGUGCCAUUUUGAUGAUUGGUAGUUAAAGAUGAAAUAUAGGUCCUCAAACAUCUUACUCUAAAAUAUCUAGGGAAACAGUGAUUACUGUUCACUUUGCUUUUGUAACUGUUGACAUGAGCUGCGACCCUAUUGCUUCUUUUUCUGUAUUUUCAUGCAUUGCUGUUCAGAUGCCAAAUGAAAGCGAGAAGUUCUCCACCACAGUUCUUUCAACAAAACUUUUGCUAACAGGUACUCUAAGGCCACUUUCUCUCAUUAAGGUAGUACUGAGUUCAUUGCAUGACUAUGACUUCUGAAGAUGGAGACAUUUUGGCUCUUCUGUCUGAGCCAAGCCUAAAGGAAGAGCAACUUGAGGCUUCUGAAUCUGAUGCUAUGUUUUCUGCAAUUAUGAAAGCCAUUGAAUCAAAUAAGAAUGUAGUUGAAGUUUCACCUGAGGAAGCUGCCUGGGCAGAUUCAUGCUUCGUGCAGACUUCUGAACUGUCAUAUGAUGACUGGGGAGCGAUGAGGAGUAUGCUGCUUGAUGCCCUCGAAAAGCCAACAGAAAGUCCCAGUGAUACUUCAGAAAGUGCACAUAAUGCAAUCUCAGAGGCAAAACCUCACUCCCUUCCUGCUGAAAACAUUUCUGAGCAUGGCGACAUCCACAUGGAGCAAAUAAACAAUACCGAUGAUGACAAGGAUGGUACUGAAGCUUUUGAAAUUGCUGAUGUAAUCAGACGUGUAGACGAUAAUGGUAAGCAAAUUGAUAGUUAUGUAGCAGACGCUGGUGAUGAGUUGGUCCUUGAGCAGACCCAGUCAACAGGUUCUAUAUUUAAGGUUUGGGACCUGGAACUGCCAUUUUCUGAUGAUGAUGAUGAUGGCGAGCUUGAACUCGUCAAGGAUCUGAAGAAGCUUCUCAAGGAGAACAGCCUUCCAGAGGAUAUAUAUCCAACUCUUCCUCCAGAUGAUGCAGCCAAACCCUUGAGCCAGAUAAGCAUCAAUGAAAUUGUGGCGGGCUUGAGCGAUUUAUCAAUACAGCAAGCCCAUGAGUGACUAUUAUUUCUCAAAUAGCUGUGGCACACCUUGGUCGUCCAGGCGAUAUUUUGUUUUGUGCAAAUCACUUGGGUGGUUUAAACAGCAGGUUUAGGCUAACUGUUGUGCUGUCUGUUUUUUCUGUAUACUCGCCGUUUUGAUUUCUGCUUAACUUGAAAUCAGCUAAAAAUGAAGAUGCUUUGGUAGAAUUCGCGUUCUG